Messenger RNA from Schistocerca americana (American grasshopper), 1594 nucleotides. RefSeq lists its product as uncharacterized. Lineage: Eukaryota; Metazoa; Arthropoda; Insecta; Orthoptera; Acrididae. The coding region runs from base 16 to 423 and encodes 135 amino acids. The record is from RefSeq and is a predicted model, not a curated record. The transcript is spliced from 5 exons.
GUAGAGAAUGCGGCGAUGGAAGGGCAGCGGGGGGAGGGAGUUGCAUCAGCGCCGAGGCCUUUAAACAGGUUCGCCAAAAGGCAAGUGCGCAGUUGGGCGCAGGGCUGUGACGCCGGCAGGCUGCCGGCGCGCCGGCGCGACGGGCUGUGGAAGCGUGGCAGGGACAUGAUGGGGAGGCUGCAACAACCACCUUCAGCAGCUCUCCGACACCAACACCUUUGUCAUGGGUCACCGCAUCAGCUGAGACUCUGCACUAUGUUCCCAUUGGAGCUGUUGACCAUCUUACCAGCCCAGAGAGUAGUAAUGAGAGCCACUGCUGAAGAGCAUCUGGUCAUCAGUGGUCAUUCUGUUGAAGUCAUGGUGUUUCAUCCUUCCGUCAUGGAUAAAAUGUGCAAGUACCCUGACAGUUCUGACUGGAGGUAGUUGUUGCGUCUGGUGAAAUUAUCUGGUGUCAGUAAUGUUCUGCAAGUAUCUUACACUGCACUGUGUCUAUGUUGGUAACUAAGCUGUCACUACAAAGCAGCCAGAUGACAACGAGACUGCUUCUCAUCCUUCAAGAAACUGUCAAAAACCAAUUCCAAGCAGCAACUUCAAGACUCUUACAAGAUACAUUUUCAUCAAGCCAACUCUGCUAUGAGAUGAAGAAAAGUUUGGCUCUUGGAGCUCCACCAGACCAUAUAAGCCUUCCUCCAUGCCGAAGAUGCACUCAAUGCAAGAAAGCUCUGGAAAGACUCCUUGGAUGAUUGCGAACCGGGACGGUCGGUGAGCGGGCCCGCAACCUAAAAGACCUUGUCACUCAGAUCCAUCAUCACCCCAAAAAAAAGCAACAACCUAAAAGACCUUGUCACUCAGAUCCAUCAUCACCCCAAAAAAAAACAAGACGACAAAACUACUUCUCAUCUGCACUGUAACGGCAGGAUGCUUGAACACUGAAACUUCCACCUCUACAUGUGACCAGGAUACAGGCAUCCUACCAGUACAGGACCAUCAUCAUGUCGCCAAAGUCAAAGGGCCCAUGUAUAUCCCCAUGGGUCUUUGAGGUUCCAGGUCAUGUAUUGCACAUACAUGAAAUGGAGCCUCAAAGACCAAUUGGGGGGCCCUUUGAGGACCGGGACAAAUUGGUCCUCGGUCUUCCCUUACUGCAGUAUUACUAAGCAUAACACGUGUAGCCCUCCUUUUGAAUGAUUUGGCGAUUUGAAACCUUCAGUGACACUUUUUUCGAGGCAGUUGUUCACUCUAUUAAAUUUCCGACUAGACCAUUCCUCUUACUACAACCCCACCAUAAGGGGCGCCUGGUGGUACGCUGACUGUUGUAAGGAGGGUGACAGAUCCUUUAGUUUGUGGGGCACAUCGCUUCAUCGGACAGUGAGCCCGAUUUGGUUUCAUCUCACGAAUCUUGCAGACAAUGCAGAAACAAUUUCUCAGUUUUUUUCAACAUUCCGUUUUAUGUAAAUGUAAUUUGAGCAUAGACAUACUGGUGUUUGAAUCUUUCCAAGCCAUACACUGUUCCAAACCAUCUAUUGGAAUAUAUCAGAUGUUCAUAUGAUCCUGUUUAAAAUGAUCAUGCCAGGCCAAUUAAAUAAGAUAAAAAAUA